AUGGAGGAGACCAACAAGGCCCUGGCCGAUCUGACGGCGGCGAUCAGCGGCAUAUCGUCCCAGAUCGGCGAGAUCCACCCCAUCCUGCUCAAGGAGGUGCGGCCGGAAACCGCGCCGGUGCUUGAUCCGGCACCAGCGGCGGCUACGGAGCUGGUGCAUCCGAUUCGUCUCACGGAUCUGCCUCCACUCCUUCCGUCGACAACCGCACCGCCGCUCAAGCUUUCCCCGAUCGCGGACGCGCGUCUUCCUCAACCCAGCGAGCGCCUCUUGCCUCGCAGUGGUGACGUCCACGGGCCCGUUGGCCACAGCAGGACUCAAGAUCACCGGGGGUUGUCGCCGGGGGAACGGACCCCGCGGGCACCUCCGGUCACGGGUAUGGCCGAUUUCCACCCUUUUGCUGCAGAGAGUUUGUUUAUGGGAGAGCGUCAGUUCGGAUUCAGCCGAUUUCCACCUCCCCCACGUUUUGAAUUUCCUCUGUUCGAUGGCGAUGGUCCACGAGCAUGGCGUCUGAAGUGUGAGGCGUAUUUCAGAGUCUGUACACUUAGUCCUGACACUUGGGUGAGUUGUGCCGCGAUGUAUUUCAUUGAGGGGGCACUGUCUUGGUUGCAGUCCACUAGGGCGCACCUUAUCUAUACAGAUUGGGGUGCAUUUGCAGAGGCAGUGUGUGCACAGUUUGGGAGAGAGGAAUUCCAGUCUCUGUUGCGACAAUUCAAUCGUCUGCAGCAGAGUGGUUCCGUGACUGAAUAUGCAGAGAAGUUCACCCAGCUCAUGCACAAUUUAGUGGCCCAUCAUGAAUCGUGGGAGCCCCAUCUUAUUUCAUUACGCAUUUUAUUGAUGGGUUACAGAAAGAUAUACGUGCUGCUGUAG
Molecule: messenger RNA, 867 nt
Organism: Aegilops tauschii subsp. strangulata
Lineage: Eukaryota; Viridiplantae; Streptophyta; Magnoliopsida; Poales; Poaceae
Source: RefSeq, a predicted model, not a curated record